Oncorhynchus nerka (sockeye salmon) is the source of this 6502-nucleotide messenger RNA. RefSeq names its product solute carrier family 17 member 8 (gene slc17a8). Gene Ontology annotation, cellular component: excitatory synapse; synaptic vesicle membrane. The record is from RefSeq and is a predicted model, not a curated record. Gene Ontology annotation, biological process: neurotransmitter loading into synaptic vesicle; synaptic transmission, glutamatergic; transmembrane transport. NCBI's taxonomy places the organism in Eukaryota, Metazoa, Chordata, Actinopteri, Salmoniformes, Salmonidae. The coding region runs from base 562 to 2331 and encodes 589 amino acids. The transcript is spliced from 12 exons. Gene Ontology annotation, molecular function: neurotransmitter transmembrane transporter activity; L-glutamate transmembrane transporter activity.
GGGGUGGACUUUAGGAGGGGAGGCAGACAGGUACCCCAGCCCCUCCACGCAACAUCUGGUGGAGCUAUCAGAAGGCGAGGAAAGCAAAGGGGGCUGUUGAAGAUACUGAGGUGGUGGAUUGUACUCUUUCACUCUCUCUCUCUCCCUCCCUCCAUGUAUCUCUCUUCCCACUGAACCCCCUGAAGGUGACGUGACACAUUCCAUGCUAGGAGUUCUAUCUGGUGCCUUGGACCUUGAGGUGUACAUCUGCACACCCUUAGCCUCAACAAGAACACCCUCCACCUCCACCUAGUCAUUCCUCACUGUGCCCAUCAUCCCCUUGUAUCCCAGUCUGAUCCAGACAGCAUAAGCCCAUCUCACAUCUGAGGAACGUCUGAGGGACCCGUGGCACCACACAAAGGCGGAGCCAGCCCCAUGGUGCAUAAGAACUCAGGAAAGAUGAGCAACCACAUCUAGCAGAUCUUUUUUGUCUUUUUCAGAGCAAAGUGUGCAAGAAAUAGGGGGAGAGACAUACUCCUGUGAAAUAAAGAGAGGGAACAGGACAGGGAGAAACAGAAGAGGAUGCCUUUUGGGGGGUUUUCGGGGCUGAAGGAGCGGGUUCUGAAACCAGGGAAGGAGGAGGUGAAGAAUACAGUAGGAGACGGUCUGGGGAACCUGCAGAGAAAAAUUGAUGGGACCAAUGUGGACGAGGAUGACCAGAUGGAGCUCACGGACGACGGGCAACCGAUGGCUCCUCGCCACAAUGCCCCUCUGUUUGACUGCGGUUGCUGCGGCCUGCCCAAGCGCUACAUCAUCGCCAUUCUCAGUGGACUGGGCUUCUGCAUCUCAUUUGGCAUCCGUUGCAACCUGGGGGUGGCCAUUGUGGAGAUGGUCAACAACAACACAGUCUACAUCAAUGGGACACCUGUACUCCAGCCAGCUCAAUUCAACUGGGACCCAGAGACUGUGGGACUGAUCCAUGGCUCCUUCUUCUGGGGUUACAUCGUCACACAGAUCCCUGGAGGCUUCAUCUCCAACAAGCUGGCCGCCAACAGAGUGUUUGGGGCGGCCAUUUUUCUCACGUCCAUACUGAAUAUGUUCAUCCCUUCAGCAGCCAGAAGGCACUACGGCUGUGUCAUGUUAGUCCGCAUCCUGCAAGGCUUGGUGGAGGGUGUUACCUACCCUGCAUGCCAUGGGAUGUGGGCCAAAUGGGCCCCUCCCCUGGAGAGAAGUCGACUGGCCACCACCUCAUUCUGUGGUUCCUAUGCAGGUGCUGUGAUUGCCAUGCCUUUAGCAGGAGUCCUGGUUCAGUUUGUUGGAUGGCCCUCGGUCUUCUAUAUCUAUGGUGUAUUUGGGAUUAUAUGGUACAUCUUCUGGCUCCUGCUUGCCUAUGGGAGCCCAGCCGCCCACCCCACUAUAAGCGAUGAGGAGCGGAUCUACAUAGAGACCACCAUUGGCGUGGGUGUCAAAAUAUUGAGCGCCACUGAGAAAUUCAAGACUCCAUGGCGCCGUUUCUUCACCUCCAUGCCUGUCUAUGCCAUCAUCGUGGCUAACUUCUGCCGUAGCUGGACCUUCUAUCUGCUCCUCAUCAGCCAGCCAGCCUACUUUGAGGAGGUGUUUGGCUUCUCCAUCGGCAAGGUGGGGCUCCUGUCUGCUGUGCCUCACAUGGUGAUGACCAUCGUAGUGCCCAUCGGUGGCCAGCUAGCCGACUUCCUACGCAGUCGUAAAAUCAUGUCAACUACAAACGUCCGGAAAAUCAUGAACUGCGGAGGUUUUGGAAUGGAGGCGACUCUGCUGCUGGUGGUGGGGUUCAGUCACACACGUGGGGUUGCCAUAUCCUUCCUGGUGCUAGCUGUGGGCUUCAGUGGCUUUGCCAUCUCAGGGUUCAAUGUAAACCACCUGGACAUUGCUCCUCGCUAUGCCAGUAUCCUAAUGGGCAUCUCCAAUGGUGUUGGCACACUGUCUGGAAUGGUGUGCCCCCUUAUUGUUGGAGCACUGACUAAACACAAGACCCGUCUGGAGUGGCAGAACGUGUUUGUGAUAGCCGCCAUGGUGCACUACACAGGGGUCAUCUUCUAUGCUAUCUUCGCCUCAGGCGACAAGCAGGAAUGGGCAGAACAAGAGAGCACCAGUGAAGAUAAGGUCGGUAUUAUCGAUGAGGAUGAGCUGGCCGAAGAGACAGAGCUCAACAGCGAGAUUGCCAUGGUACCCAAGAAAAGCUAUGGAACCACAGAGAACUCAUCAGGUCGCAAACAGGGCUGGAAGAAGAACAGAGGAGUCACCAUGCAGGAGGAUAAGGAUGAUGGGAACUCGCACCAGGGGAAUGGGAACUACCAGGAGCAGUUUCAGUGAUGCGCCCUAAUAAUCAGGGGCAUUGGCUGUAUAGAUUCUCCAAAUUUUUCCUGGAGUGUGCACUUGCACACUUUCUCGCAUAGAAAACCUGAGGAGGCUUAAUGGGAGGAGCUAUAGGAGGAUGGGCUCAUUGUAAUGGCUGGAAUGCAAUGAAUGGUACGAAGUCAAACAUGUGGUUUCCAUAUAUUUUAUGUGUUUGAUACCUUUCCAUUUAUUCCAUUCCAACUCCUACAAUGAACCCGACCUCCUAUAGCUCCACCCACAUGUCUCCUCUGGUGGAAACUCCCUCCAGUCAUUGCUUACACCAAUCCUAUGCUUUUAUAUCCAUGCCAUGGAGUGUGCAAAUGCCCACUUCUGGAAAAGGUUAUAGAACCAGGACACAAAAGUAUCUCUAUUGACCCCCUAUUCACUGUGCACUACUACUACAGGGAAUAGGGUGGCACAGUCACUUGAGCAGCACUGCAGGACUUCCCCUUCACAUCAACGUCCAGUGAAGGAAGAAGAGUCAAAUUCACACAGCCCGGCAGAACUAUCAGUGGUCAUUCUUCUGAGAAGUUACAGAAGAAUUUACAGCAUCUAUCAUUUACCACAAACUGACCUUAUGUUGUUGUUUGGUCAUUUGUGACAACCACCUCUAUUCGGUCUUAUGUUGCAAAAUUUGAAAUGGUGUUUUUUACAUAGGAUAAAAGUAGAGCUACAAAAUAGCACAUCAUACUCUGCCGUUGAGGAACAAUGGGAAAGUAAUUCUGCUUUGAAAGUCGAACAACUUCUAACCCCACUUUUGAGAAAAUGGCCCUUUGUCUACACCUAUUCAGCAUUGUUUACACCCUCUUAAGCCCCACCCAUCUCUUUAAUGAUUCACAUGUGAGGCCAUGUGCUAAACAGAGUGAGUAAGGUAGUGUAGUAAACAACCAAAGAUUUCAAGACUAAAAGUGGUGAAAGUAGUAGCCUACAAUAAGGAAAAACACCAGGUAAAAAAUAGACUUUAUCUAGUCCUUGGCCUAUAUCCUAAUCUGACUUUGGUACAGGUCAUGUUGUUCUUCACAUUACUGUCUAUUGUAAACACACACUAUAUCAAAUCAAAUCUAAGUUUAUUUGUCACAUGCACAGGAUACAGAAGAUGUAAAUGGUUACUUGCGUAUUUGCAUAGUAGCAAUAUCAAAAAUAAAAAUUGUCCAUUCACUUUUGUCUAGACAUGUACACAUGUUCAUGAAAUCCAAUAGAUGGCUGUAAUCACCCCCAGUCACACCUGGCUAACUUGAUGGUUCAUGUAAUCAUCUGGCAAAUUGGAGUAUUUUGUUUAGACAUGUGAACCAUAAACUAAACCCAUAGUACUAGUAAUACAAACGGAUUGUCAUAGCUACCUACCUACCAUGCAUGAAAUGCUGUAGUAUGAAUCUGCAGGUAGCCAAAGCUAACCAACUUGGUUAAAUGUUAGCUAACUAGCUAACAUUUGGCUAUAACUAGCAAUGCAAAUGGUUUCUGAAAUAUGAAUAAUAUUACUACACAGAUCAUACUGUAAUGUUAGCUAGCGAGCCAGCGAGCUAACAUUCGCUAGCUAGCUAACAGUGGGCUUUAACUUGCAAUGAAAACAGCUUUGACAAAAUUAGAAACCUAUAAUAUGUAGCUAGACUCUUACCUGUAUACAUGGAUGAAUGCUUCACGGGAGACUGGAAACCUUUUAACUAAGUAAGACGUACUGUGUCGUUUCCGUUUUGUUUGUACAGCUUGUUUGGCCUGCUGUGUCAAGUCACUCCGGUUUACACUGACUGUGUACAGAAAGUAGUCCAUCACAACUUUUUUCCACUGAUCUUUGUCAAUAGGACCAGCUACAUUCUGGGCAGCAAUGCUGUUGAGAGCAGUAGCAAAACUUGUGCAGUUCUCCAUGACUAAUGUUAUAUAUUUCAAAAACGUUGUGGUAGCAAGGACUAUCUACACAUACUGAGCAGCUCAAGUUAGCUAAAGACAGAAACAUGCUACAUGGCAGACCAAUCUGAACUCAUCUCUUGGCAUGUCCAGCCCAUCCAUUAUCUCAGCCAAUCAUGGCUAGCGGGAAGGUUCCUGUCUUUUUCCGUGGCUAAACCAACUCGGCUCGUAAUUUAACAAUUUUAUUCGUAUUUACAGAUGGCAUACAAGUUUGUUAUUAAGGGAAUUUCAUGUGAAAUUUCACAUGUUCCAGAAAGCAUUUCUGUCCAAAAAACCUGAUGUAAUAAUUCCGUUAAAAUGCCUCUCCUGUGAAGUAGUGACGUGUGACUUACGCCUAGCUUCCUGAAACGGGUCACAUUUCGUCCAUUUGACGGUUUUACCUCAUACCAAGAAAUAUUUUCAUUAUUAUGUGGUCCCUGAUGAUGAGGUCACAUUUUCAGUUACAAAGUAUUGAGCCGGAGGCUGAGUAAGUGUUGUCGUAUCAGAGACAAAUUAGACACAUUUGUCUGAUAGGAACUCAUUACAACAUUUGAUGUAAAAAUAUAUAUAUUCAGCUACUUGAAUGUAUUCAAUGUAUUCAACUUGGGUAUAAUAUAUAAUCUCAUAUUUCCCAUUUGUAAAGUCGUAAAAAACGACAUAAUUGUGUUCAAGUUUUGAAGUCAAAACAAUUAUCAGACCAAUAAGAGACCAAUAAGCUAGCUAGAUGAGCUAACUAACAUUGAUAAUAAUAAAGUAAGCUAGCUUACUAACAUUUUCAACAAUAAUGUUAAACUAGCUACAUUAUCCACAUUGUCAAAGUUUAACUAUGUGAAAAAUGGCUUUGAUUUAUCAUGGGGAAGGCCAGUGAUUAAAUGUCACAACUCAUAAACUUGCGAAUCAAAAUGAUCCCCACUUUCCCAAUUAUCCCCACUUUCCCACUUUGAGGAUCGUUCAAGUGGUUAUUUCCAACCUGGAACCUUGUAAUUCCACAUUUCCGACAGCACUUGAAGGCAGCAUCAGACAUGACAAAUUUAUACAUUCAUAUUUUAUGUCAUUAUAAAUCAAAUCAACAUCAAAAUUGUAUUUAUCAAGCACUCAUUUAUACAGUAUUGGUCUGUACAUAAAAACCGAUUGAUCAAAUGCAAGAUCAAUCAAACAUACAAAUAUUCAUAAAUGGAUACCACAUCAGAAUUUCUACGACACAUGGUUUUGAUACACUAACAUGUUUUUAACUCAAUUUAUCGGAAUCUAAAGAAACAUAACACUUCUGUCAUACCUCUCUCUCUCUUCCUUACAACUGCUGACCAACUUCCUUUGCAUUGUAAGUGCAGAUGAAACCUACUGUAGUGUGGCUUACCUUUAAUUUAAUGUAAAUAGCUUUGUUUGGUGUCAGCUAUGCAACUAAGGGGUAUGUGCAUAUCAUGCAUGUGACUGGUUUGCUUUCCAAUAAGAAGACCACAAUGUUAAAAUGAUCUGCCUUUUUUGUUGCUUGUACCGAUUUGCUACUGUUCAGUGAUGACACUCUACCACAGCAUUCAGCCUGCUGUCCAUGCCUUAGCAGGCCCUAGUCCCACUGUUCCCCAUUAAUGCACUAUUUUCAGCAUUGCUAUAUGUAAUGUUGGUGCUGUAAGCUCUCAGUAAGACAAAUGUACUGUGGAAGGUAAAACUGCACAUAUUCUCCAAUUCAAUAUCUCAUGGAGUGGGUUGAUGUCACAUAUCAUCAUGCAAUCAUCUACUGUUGAUCUAUUUGAUAUUCAUGUUUAUUCCCAAAAAUAUUUAAACAUUUUCUGAAUGUAAAUAAGAGGUAGAUUGACUACUCCUCAAACUACUGCAAUCUAUUGAUGCAAUUACAUUUUAGUCAACAUUAUAUGGGAUAAAUAUUAUUGCUAUUUUUGGGACUAUAAAAUCAGUGAUACAUGGAUUGUUUAGUUUUUUGGAACAGUAUAUAAUUAUUUAUCCUAUUGUUUGUGGAAUAGUUUAUUUAAUAUAUGGACUUUACUAUUUUCAGAUUUGCCAGCUUUUAACCUAAUAUGAUCUAUUCGAGGUUUAUUGUUUAAAAAAGUAACCACACUGAACAAGUCUUAACUAUGGAUCAUUGAGUAAUGUAAACCAAGUUUGUUUUCAUUUCACCACUGAUUGUUCAUUUCAAAGUUCUUUGUGGUAAAUCCACCAUCAAGUGCAAUUCGUCAAUUGUUUUAUUUCAAAAUAAAUCAUACAGUUUGAAACACAAUUUGUCCCAUUGUAAAUGGGGGCAAAGCUGCUUUCA